GCUUCCUGCGCCCGCCCCGCCCGGCGCCUCGUCCCGCCCGGCCCGGCCCGGCCCGGCCCGGCCAUGCUGCGGCCGCGGCCGCUCGGCCUCCUGCUGCUCCUGCUGCUCCUCCCGCUCCUCCCGCGCGGCGGCCGCGCCGCCUCCCCCGCCUCCCCCGCCGCCCCGAGCCCGCGCAACGGCUCGGAGCCUGCCCGGGCGGCCGCGGGGAACGGGACGCGGACGGAGCCGCCGCCGGGAUCGCAGCGGCCGUCGGGCUCGGGGCUGCCGGUGCUGAAGCGGGCGGUGUACGUGCUGAGCGCCCUGUCGGUGCUGGCCGGGCUCUACUUCCUCCUGCGGGCGUUCCGCCCUAGGUCGGAGGGACCCCGAAAUGAGCGGAAAACUCGUUUCAGGUUGAAGAAGCCGCAGCGCAGGAAGUACGGGCUCCUGUCCAGCCACGACGAGAGCAUCGAGAUGGGCUCGCUGGACAGCGACGAGGACACGGUGUUUGAAAGCAGGAACCUCAGGCGGUAAAGGGGAUGAUUUGGGACCAGUGGCACCGACUGACCAAGGGGGUGCAAGUCCAGUGGAAUCACCUGACUAGUGCUCAAGUCUUCUAAUAUUUGCUUAUAAUGACUCUUAAUUAACAGUACAGGCACUUCCAUAGCUGGGGCAGGGGAAAGGGGACUAAACCUGUUUUCUUCACACACAUUUCUGGGGAGAGGCAGAGCUGCAUUGGGUGCUGUGAUUGCACAGGGAGGCAGUGAGGAAGAGGUGGCUCCUGGGUGGAUGCUCAGCAUGGAGAUCUCGCUGCUCUGGUGCUGCAGCUGGAUCCUCUGGCUUCUCCAGGGGCUCACACCUCUGCUGACUGGUGCUCAGCUGCAAGGCUCAGGCAAGUGGGUUCCUUUUGCAGGCUGAUCCUCUUUCCUUCACACAGGUUCAGGUUACUUUAGGAAGCAUCUCUGUCAUCAGCUCUGAUCUGGUAGGAGCUGGGAGAGCUCCUGCCUCUUCCCCUGCUGGUGGGUGGAUGGUGCAGAGAUAGACCAGGCAGAGAGGAGCUUUGGGAAUGAGGUGAACACAUGGAUUUCAGUUGCAGGGUUAACAUUUAUGUGUCAUGAUACAGGUCACUACAUGGGUUUACAGAGCAAAGACAUGUUUAGAGAUGAAAGCUGCCACUUGGCCCAAGGGGGCUCUUUGUGGUCUGGGGGGCUGCUCUGCCCAGCUCCCCUGGUGUGUCCACCUGGGAAAUGUGUGACAGCUGCCAAGCUGCUGGAUUUGGAGCUGCUGGCUCUGUCUGAGGGCACCUGAGGAAGAGCCAGAGCACUGCAGUGUGAGUUGGAGAACCUUGGAGACCUGCCUGAGCAUCUGACGACAGGAAAAGGAGGAUCCAGCCCCUCUGAACUGGGAUUCUUAAAUUGAAUUAACGCUCGGAAAUAACCUCUUGGUGAAGGGUCCUGGAGUUUGGCUCCAUGUGCUGGUGCUCAAGCUGUGUCCCACUGUCAGCCCACUGGGAUGUUUCUGUGCAGCCCAUUGUGUUACGUGGGUUCUUUUUGUGUAGGACCAAAUGUGAAUGUGGUAGAAGGUUGUUGUUGGGUGGAUCUGCUGCUAAAAUGGUGAAAACUGCUUGCAAACUUCUGUUUACUUCAGCCUUGGAGGCAGGGCUGGUCUAGUGCAGACCUGUGUCUUCAAGUCCCAGUUCCACCCAAAACUGGUAGUGCCUUUGUUGGGAGAACCCGAGGGAGUGUCCUGCAGGCCAGGGAGCUCCCUGCCUGACCUUGCCUUUGAGAUGGAGAUUGGGAAUGUCUGUGGAGUGAGGGCUCCUUUCAUUUGGUUAGCAAAUCCUCUAGAUAAGGGGACAAAACUGAGACCUAACAACAAGGUGGGGCAGGAGGGGUGCCCUUAUCAAAGAGCAAGGACAGAUUUGCUGCAAGUCACCUGGGAGCUCUGGAUUCCCUCGGGAGGCAGGAGAGGUCCUGGUCGGUGGGUGAAGUUUCCUGGAGAAAUGUCACCCCGGGUGCUGGCAGCUCUGCCUUGCACAUAUGCAAAAGAUUUUUAAAGAUAUAUAUAUAUUUUUAGUAAUGCUGUCAUGUGAACACAGCACCUGGAUGUGCCCUAAUUUCCUGUCAUUUGUGUCCUUUCCUGCCUCUUUUAGGUCCCUCCUGCUUCUUUAGCUGACGCGGGGAUGAACGUGUCCCCUGUGAGGAGCAGUGGUGGCCAAAUCUGGCCCCUGCUGCCCGGGGGAUGACCAGAGCUGGGCUGUUGGGCUCCUGAUGGUGCCUCUUCCCUGAUCCUGGCAAGGCUGGCAGGGUGCAACUCUCCUUGGCUCUUCAGCUCCCUCUGCAAAGUGGUCCCUUGCCUUGUGCCACAGCCAGGGGAGCCUGCGGGUGUUCCAGGUCACCACCCUGCCCUCAGUGCUGGGACUGACACCUUCCUUGGCCUUUCUGUGUCUGAGGUGAUUAACUCAUCAUUCUCUGGGCUCUGCUCUUCCUUGGGCAGCUGCACUUUGCCAUCUUUCAGUUUCUUACCUUGCAGGAGAGGGUGGUGAUUUUUUUUGAAUGUUAAUGGUUGAAUGGAUUUGAUCAAAGAGAGGACCUCGAGCUGCAGGUCCUGCCAGGAAAAUAAUUUUGAUGGGAUUUGAUUUUGCUGCAUUAGGUGUUUUGAAUUUGAGCAGGGAAAGAUGUGGAGGGAUAGAGCCAGAGCACAUGCUGGGGCUAUGAAGGCAAACACCAAGGCCUGGAGCAGGUGCCAGUUUCUAUGCACCUUGCACAUGUUUUCACAGUCCUGCUGCCCAUCUUUAGAGGAGUGAGUUUCAUCAUGUGGAGAAUAAAAAGGUGGUUGUGGGGCUGUGUUGUAGUGUUGCUGCCAGUUUGAUUCUGUUUUGGCUGGAGAUAGGUUUGAGCUGGAAUCCACAACCCUGAGUAACUAGUCCCAUUUUCCCCUGAAGCAUCCUUGGAAGCAGGCUGCAGGCUGGGUUUGCUCCCUGCAGGCCAAGACAGGACAGUCCUGCUCCAUCUCAAAUCAUUGCUAAAGGCACCUUCUGAGGGGAGAAAAUGAAGAUGCUCAUUACAGAUCUGAGACUCCUUUGAGGACAAAUCCCUUGCUCAGGGCUCCUGUUCCUGAUCUCCAUUUCUCCUGGCAGAACAAAUUGGAGCUCUUGCAGCAGCUUCUCCUCACAGCAGUGGGACAGGCCAGCCCUGGGCAGGGCAGCCUUCUGGGGGGCAAAUCCUGGUAAUAAGAGCUUUUAAAAGCCUGGCAUUGCAUUUCUGCAAAAAGAGCAGUUAAGUAGUUACUUCAGUUACAGUUUUAGUUGCUUUAUGUGUAUUUGAUGCCCACCUUGAUAGCCUAGUAGAUCUCUUUGCAACAGUUAGAACUUGUAGUUCUUCAGCAUAGGUUUAAGUAGAAGGAUGCAGACAGACACAGGUGUGCUCUGAGGGUGCAGGGCAGCACGGCCCUGCCAGGGAGUGUCUGUCUGUCUGUCCCUGGGCCAGGGCCUCCCCAGCAGCUGCUGCACUUUCCUUUCUCCAGAGUGAAUCUGGGUGUUGGUGGGAGGCUGCGUGGGCUCCAUGGGCUGCUGGGCUGGUCAGGGCUCCUGCUGAUCCUCAUUGAGGGGCUGCUGGAGCUGGUGGGCACGGGGUGAUGGGGACCAAGAGUGGAGCUCGUGGUUCCCCACGGUGCUGCAGUCACCACAAGCAGCUGCCACAGAGUUUGCUUGGAUCAGUCCCCGCUGUUGAAGACAAACCUGAUUCCACAAGUUUGUGCCACGACCUCUGAUCUUGAAGGGCCAUACUGAGUCCUCUGCUGCUGGCACUGAGCUUCCAGGCACCUCGACAGGGCCUCUUGCUGAGGUGAGGAGAUUGACUGGCAGCCAGAUGAGCUGCAGCUCCCUGGUUAACAACGCGUCGCUGCUGUGAUCUGUUGGUACCUGCGGCUGGAACGGGACCCGCGGAGCGCUGGGCUUGGACCCUGCUCUGAGCUGAUUGCCAAGAAGUCAAUAAACCAGCACUCGAGUGCCUUGUGUUGUCUGUGCCCUCAGAAGUGGAGGGGCUAGGGUUUCACCCUCCUGCUUCAACCGUUGAUUUAUUUUUAAAUAGCAACCAGUCCCGCAUCGAUCGCGCUGCUUUUGUUUACAGCCUCCCUGAAACAAGUGGAAUAAAACAUUCCAUCCCA
This is a messenger RNA of Apus apus (common swift), 4143 nucleotides long. It is a transcript of the gene FAM174C, whose product is annotated as family with sequence similarity 174 member C. The record is from RefSeq and is a predicted model, not a curated record. The transcript has 3 exons. Gene Ontology annotation, cellular component: extracellular region. The coding region runs from base 64 to 510 and encodes 148 amino acids. NCBI's taxonomy places the organism in Eukaryota, Metazoa, Chordata, Aves, Apodiformes, Apodidae.